This is a messenger RNA of Manis pentadactyla (Chinese pangolin), 2917 nucleotides long. RefSeq names its product COMM domain containing 2 (gene COMMD2). NCBI's taxonomy places the organism in Eukaryota, Metazoa, Chordata, Mammalia, Pholidota, Manidae. The transcript has 5 exons. The record is from RefSeq and is a predicted model, not a curated record. Bases 85 to 684 code for a protein of 199 amino acids.
GAGCCUCUUUGCGGUUGGACGCAAGCCCCGGAAGUGGAGAGGCCGGAUUCCGCGCUGCCCUGUGAGGCCGGCCGCCCAGGGAAAAUGCUGCUGGACCUGUCCGAGGAGCAUAGGGAGCACCUGGCCUUCCUGCCGCAAGUGGACUGCACGGUGGUCGCCGAGUUUGGGCGAAUCGCAGUGGAGUUUCUGAGGCGAGGCUCUAACCCCAAGAUCUACGAAGGAGCAGCCAGAAAACUCAGUGUGAGUAGUGACACUGUCCAGCAUGGUGUGGAAGGAUUGACAUACCUCCUCACUGAAAGCUCAAAGCUCAUGAUUUCUGAACUGGAUUUCCAAGACUCUGUUUUUGUUCUGGGAUUCUCUGAAGAAUUGAACAAAUUGUUGCUUCAGCUUUAUCUGGACAACAGAAAGGAGAUCAGAACCAUACUGAGUGAACUGGCACCAAACCUUCCCAGCUACCACAGCCUUGAAUGGCGACUAGAUGUACAGCUUGCAAGCAGAAGCCUCAGGCAACAGAUAAAACCAUCAGUGACUAUAAAAUUACACCUUAAUCAGAAUGGAGGGCACACCACCAAAGUCCUGCAGACAGACCCGGCCACCCUGCUCCAUUUGGUUCAGCAACUGGAACAAGCCCUGGAGGAGAUGAAAACGAGCCACUGCAGGAGAGUCGUGCGCAGCAUCAAGUAGUCCCAAUUUUAAGGUUUUAUUCCUUUUGGGCCACUUGUGAAUUAAUGAUAUGUAGCAGUUACUUUCAAAAUUAUUUUUUUAUCAGUUGAUGGUGAUAAAUACAUUUGGAUUCCAUGAAAUUUCUUUUCCAUGAUAAGGUAUUGCAGUCUUGCUCAAAAGCUAAAGUAAAGUUGCUUUCCUGGUGCUAAAUGUGGUUGGCUUCUUGACAAAUUAAGAUGUAUUUUGUAUUUUAAAUGUGUAAAUAGGAUUGAAUCAAGUGAAUCUGUACUGUUCAUAUCUUCUGUAUAUACGAAUGACCAUCCUUUUUUUAGUACUUAUUUUGGCUGCUUAACAUUAUUAUUUUUCUUCUUAUCGACCAAAGUUUGAAAAUCAAAUUCACAAUGUAGUAUUAUUGGUAUUCAGAAUAUUUAUAGACAGUUCAAUGUUUUUGACCUUUAAAAGUACCCUAUAAUGUUAAUAAUCAUGGAAUAGUUGGAAGUAAACAUGAAUUUUUAAAAAAUACUGUAUUGUUUAGGCAGUUCAUGCAUUUUUCUUUGUAUAUGAAGAUAACAGGUACUUACCAUGUUGCAAGUUUGAGUUGUCAUGGCUAAUCAGCUGAAAUAGCACUGAAAUUUAGGUGAUCAUGUAUUUUAUCAAGGAGUACUUUUUUUUCACGAGUACCCAAAUCAUCUAAGAGACAUGCUGUCUUUUACAUUUAUAAACAGUAGAUGCUGGAGUAAUACAAUCAGUUCUUAAUUAUCUGUAUAUAAAUUACAGUCAUUUUUUAUAAUUUUGUUUGAAUAAAGUAUAAAGAGGGCAAAGAGAGGCCAUGUUUACUACAUUCUAAGCAAAUAGCCCUUCUUCCUUACAAACUCAACUAUUGUGUUGUUUUGUUUCUUAGUAGGUAACUCUAAGCUAUCAGCCUGAAAAACUAAAAUGCUGAUGCAUCAGGUCAACCUGAUAGAGAGCAGGAAACAUGGGAGACAAGAAACUUAAGGUGUAGCAGACUUAGGGAGAAAAAUCGUAUGAAAGAAAUGGAAAUGGGGCUUCAGUCUUAAAUAUAUAACUAGGGUCUUACUCUGAGAUUUUCAUCCCCAUGAAGCAAUCCAGGAAAGCCUUUAGGGCCAUCAGACUCCAGGCUCUCUCCAUGCUUGGCUUCCUAAGAAUUAGAGGUUUUCAGGUCAGAGUGACAUGUUUCUCCUUUCUAAAGAGAGCCUAGUAGGGAACAGGCCAGUGGAAAAAAAAAGCACAAUUGAAAUUACCAUCCAUUGUUCUCCUGCAGGCAUCUGAGCCACCCUUUUCUAUAGAUAAAUGUUCUUCAGUUACAAAAUAACUAUACUAUUAAAUAUUAGCAAACUGAAAAUCAAGUAAUUUUUAAUUAUCAUGAUAACUUGAUUAAUAAAGCUUUCAUAUUCACCUUACAAACAAAAGGAAACUUUAUAUAUUAUAUGGGAUAGUAGCAUUUAUCUUUGGGUUUUAAAACGACAGACUUGCCAAGCUUCUAUGAUAAAAAUAGCUCUGUGAGGCUUUUGGUCCACAUUUGGUGGCAGAUAAGCAGGGCUAACCCCAGCCAAGAUUGAAGUAAUAGCCCUGUGUCUCCUCAGGGCCAUCUUUCUUCUACCUCUGUAUCCACUCUUCUUAUCCCAGUCAAGUCAAGAAAGCAUGUAUUAGUCUUUUUCUAUUUGUAUCAAACUCCCCUGACCACCUUUGUACUCCCUAUUCCUUCUGAUGUUCUGCCUUCACCUUCUUGGGCCAUGGUGAGUUGGGAGCAGUCUCCUAACUUCUUUUUGAACCUAAGGGUUCACCUUGUGGUGCAGGUCAUUAAAUGAGCCUCUUCCUUUUCUCAUUUAAACAUUUCGUACCCAUAUGGACUCCUCUGCCUCCUGUUUGUUUCAUGGCACAUUUGAUUUCUGUAUAGCUUGUAUGUGACAUACUUCCUGCAGAUGUAAUCACGUUCCACCCUGCGUAUGACCAGGUUUCCUGACGCUGGGCAAUGUGCCUUUCCAUCUAUAGCUAUCUAAAUUUUUAUUUAAACGUUUGGAUUGCCAUAAUGGGGAAGUACAGAGAAAGUGAUUUUAUUCCCUUAAAGUAAAAAGGCACGUCAGGAAUACAAAUACCUGCAUUAAUGUACUUUGAAACUUAGCUUCUACUCAGCUUGUUGCCAUUUUUCAGCCCAAGCAACUUUUCGUAAGGUGAAUUUUCAUUUAUGGUGUAAUUCUUAUUUGUUGCCAUUAGAAAUAUUGCUAAUUAUGUA